Molecule: messenger RNA, 1118 nt
Organism: Theobroma cacao (cacao)
Lineage: Eukaryota; Viridiplantae; Streptophyta; Magnoliopsida; Malvales; Malvaceae
Source: RefSeq, a predicted model, not a curated record
ACAAUUCACACAGGAGGAGAAUUAAGCAUCCAUUGAAAACAAAACAAAAACUAUUGUUUGUGGGGGGGAUCUUCACGACUCAAGAGCUCCCUGGAGGGUCUUGCAUUGCUGCACUAACAAGACAGAAGCUGCCAGGAUGGUCAAAAAGCCUUUUACGGUAGAUUUGGAUAAGCCGCUUGUAUUCCAGGUUGGCCAUCUUGGGGAAGCUUAUGACAAAUGGGUUCACCAACCUGUUGUUAGCAAGGAAUGCCCUCGAUUUUUUGGCAAUGACUUUUGUGAGCUCUUGACACGCACGAAAUGGUGGGUGAUCCCACUCGUUUGGCUACCAGUUGUAUGUUGGUUUGUUUCCACCUUCAUCCAAAGAGGUCUUACUCCUACUCAGGCAGCCUCAGCAGUAGCCGGUGGCGUCUUCAUUUGGACAUUGAUUGAGUAUACUUUGCACCGCUUUCUUUUCCAUAUGAAAACAACAAGUUAUUGGGGUAACACCUUGCACUUUCUCCUUCAUGGCUGCCAUCACAAGCACCCCAUGGAUAGACUACGACUCGUUUUCCCCCCAGUUGCAACAGCAAUUCUCUGUGUGCCAGUGUGGAGCCUGUUUAAGCUUUUUUCCACUCCAUCAACUACUCCAGCUUUAUUUGCAGGUGGGUUGCUGGGAUAUGUAAUCUAUGACUGCACCCAUUACUACUUGCACCAUGGAAAGCCAUCUGAAGGGUUAAGUCAAACUCUCAAGAGAUAUCACUUGAAUCAUCACUUUAGAGUUCAAAGCAAAGGGUUUGGGAUUACUUCUUCAAUUUGGGACCAUGUCUUUGGAACAUAUCCUGCAAUGAGGGCAACAGAAAAAAGUAGAUGACUCGUUUAUGUUGUAUAGUUGGAAGGAAUGCAACCAACCUCCAGGCUUGGCUUUUUGUAUCAUAUUUUCUUGUUUGCUAUAGCUCCCAUGCUUCCUCCUCAUAUAUCAUUGCUUGUUCGGAGGUAGACAGCAACUCUUUUUGUUUUGUCCCUGACAUUGGAAUCUAAUGAUUGAAGCAAAAAACCAUAGAUUUGGAAAAGGGGAAGACCAUGAUAUAUGGUGUUGCCAAUUAUUGGUGAAGAACUAUAUGUUUCUAGCUCUUUUAUUA